AUGAAUCAAACAAAUAAGACGGAUUUAACUGGUGAUGAUACCUUAUUGUUUCCUGCUCAAUUCUGCUUAAUACUUGAUUUACGAAACUGGGAUGAAGAAAGUGAAAAUACAUCUGAUUGUCUAGUAUAUCACUAUCCUGACGACGAGAGCGUCAGAAGUGAAGUAUGCAAGCAGCUUUUGGGUUGUUUUCUGGUUAAUCAGUCUUUUACUAGCAGUAGUAAGCUACUACUUUAUAGCAGAAAAAGCAAGAUCAGAAUUUUGAAGCACAAAGAUUUCGUUCUGUUUCUUGGGAAUCACGUCAAAAGUCUUGGCAUGACGAUAAAGUGCCAAAUGGAAUUUUUACUUAAUACUUUCCAGUUUUUUUAUUGCGAUUUUGACGUGUUAUUGGAGGCAUGCAAUGGCGAUCGCAGAGAGUUUUUGGCUCGUAUGAAAAACAUUGGUGACGUACUAAUGGAAUUAAUUUUUAGUGCUAAUACAGAAUAUUUGUCUUGCUUUGGGAAAUUUCCUUGCCGAAUUAUGCCCAGGGAAAUUUUUAACAUAGCAUUCGAAGACAAUGGAAAACUUUCCGAUAAAGUUAAAAUUGUCUCUGUCCAUAUGCCUGUCGAUGAGUUGAAAGAUUACUUAGACAAAUUUGAUAAUACCGAUGAAAGCUCAAAUAGCCGCUAUAGAAGCCGUCAGAGUAUGGUAUAUUCACCGUCAGCUUCAAUCAUCAGUAAUCGAUUCACCUCAACUCCAGUCCAUCGUCGCAGUUUAUCCUUUCAGCAUUCGUCUACGCUACCAGAUAGCUUUCCACAAGACUUCCAUGAAAUUUCUUACAACAGUGUAGAAAUAGACACAAGUACAACGGAUACAAAUUCAGUUGAUCGAACUAGUUGCAGCGAUUACAGGGAGUGCGACGGUAGUAGCGAAGGAUCUGCUGCUGCAAUACCGAUGAUCGCAUCCCUUGACAUUGGAGGUAAUGCACCUACCCACAAUUAUCAUUUCGGUAAAGAUACAGAGGAUACAGGCGAGGAAAGUACUGAAGAAACUCAAAUUACCUUAUUAAGCCAAGUGAGCGAGAAUAUGAGAACAGAAAUUGAAUGCGAACCUGAAAUGCAACUGCAUAAACCCUCUAUUAGUACUCAAGGUUCAAUCAAUUGUACUGAAGAUACUGACGACCAUACGAUAAAAUUUGAUGAUACUGGUCCUGCAAUGGAAAGCAAUUCUAGCCCACAAAGUCUAGAAAACAAUAACGAAAUUUCCUCUCCUCAAAGUAUCAUAAAAUCGUCGUCUUUAAGUAAUUUACGGUGGCUAAACAAUGGCAAAGAUCAGAGCCAUCUAUAUGAGGAUUUGAAAGAAUCGAAGCGAGUUUGUUUAUAUUUUCAAUGUCAUUCGGAAACGUCCUUGGCUUUACUGCUACAUCCAGACAGAGAAUACGAUCUUAAAAGAUACAAUUCUAUGGCUUCCUCCCUUAAGUAUUCAUUUAUGACGCAUUCACGUCGUUACUUUAGUACCAAAGAUAAUUUAGAGGAUCUCAAUCAGAGUCAACGAGCUGACUGUAUCAAUUUGAUAGCUCAUAUGGAGAGCGUCCUUAAUGGGAGCCAAGACAUCAGCAACGUAACCUUAAGAAAUCAUCGCGGUACUGCUCACAUGCAUCGUCUUGGUAAACGGGAAACAUUUCUUCAAGUCCCGAAAGGCGUUAACUCAGCUAAAGCGCAAAAUCUUGCCAGCCGCUAUUUUGACGAUGGAUAUAAAGAUAUUGUAGCUGCUACUGCUCGAUACCAAAUGUCACCUGUACUAUAG
Messenger RNA from Trichoplax adhaerens, 1782 nucleotides. RefSeq lists its product as uncharacterized. The transcript is spliced from 12 exons. Lineage: Eukaryota; Metazoa; Placozoa; Uniplacotomia; Trichoplacea; Trichoplacidae. The record is from RefSeq and is a predicted model, not a curated record. The coding region runs from base 1 to 1782 and encodes 593 amino acids.